GAAAGAAAAUAUCAUAUCAUAUCAUUAUAUCAUAUAGUUUGACCAACUUAUGUAUCUAACAACAUAUAAAAAUCGAAUGUGGACCUACUUAUUUUUUAAUUGAAUGUAAUUGACUACCUAAUUGAGUGCCACCUAUGCAUUGGGGCCUCUUUUAAUUAAUACAAAAUUGAGGUUACAUCUUUUCAAAUGUUCCUCAAUUAAUAUAUAAGGGAUAAAUAAAUUCGUAGCAAUUUCAAUUAGUCGUGUGAAACAAAUAACUUCCUUGUGUAAUGAUAUCUUCCUAGCAAUUUCCUACUGUGGAAUAAGACUCCACUAAAAGAGUCUAAUUCCUUCAAAAUUUUCUUACACGUUCUUAACAAAAUAAAAACUUUCUUGUACGUUCUCAAUAUAUAUUGCAUGUAUAAAUUGCCCCUCACAUAUAGACGUGCAGACUACACAUAAAAAAAGAGAAAUGGAGUCUGCUAAAUCAAACAUCAAUGGCCACCAAAAUGUCAUCGUGAUGCGUCACGGCGAUCGAAUGGACCGUUUUGAGCCACUCUGGGCUUCGACCGCUGAAAGACCGUGGGACCCGCCGCUCAUUCACCACGGUAAGGUUCGAGCCUUUCAAACCGGUCAAAGAAUCAGUUCUCAGGUUUCGUUUCCAGUUCACCGUGUCUUUGUCUCUCCUUUCCUACGUUGCAUCCAGACUGCUGUUGAAGUUGUCGCCGCUCUCUCCGCCGUCUCUUCCAUUGAUAACUCUAAGCUCAAGGUAGCUAUAGAGUUUGGAUUGUGCGAGAUACUGAACUCAUUGGCUAUUAAGAGUAACGUUGCUCCCAAAGAUGGGAAGUUUGAUUUCAAUAUUUCAGAUCUUGAAGCUAUGUUUCCUGAAGGAACAGUGGACCAUAAUGUCGAUAUGGUUUAUAAAGAGUUGCCACAAUGGGGAGAAUCUGCGGAAGGCUUCAGGGAACGAUAUGUUAAUACAUUGAAAGUUCUUGCACAGAAGUAUCCUUCUGAGAACUUGCUCUUAAUCACUCAUCGGGGAGGAGUAAGUACUAUACUUUACAAGUACUUAAAAGACGCAACCAAGCGCUUGGUAGAUUAUUGUGGUUGUGUUGACUUGAGAAGACAGGAUGGGUUUGGUGAGUCUGUGGAUUUCGAGGUGGUUACUAGUCAUGGAGUGUCUUUCAGGGAACACAAUGUCCCAAUACAUGACCCUGUAAUAAGCCAAUCUCCGGUUUAGCCGGUUUAAUUCGGGCACGUUGAUACUGUUUUUUUGCUAAACUUUUUUGCUAAAUUGUAAAUAUUAGUACGAAAUAAACUUUGAAGUUUGCGAGAUCUAUAAAAACAAAUUAUAUGCUUGAUUACACGGAAAAAAAGUUUUUAAAAAAUACAUGUAAUAAAAAACAAUCGAAGCUGAAGCCUUAAGAGCAUGAGCAUUGGUGAACCCCUCUUUGGGGUUCACAAGUAUUUUUUAAUAUUUUUUUGUGGGUCCAUGAAUAGUUAUGAACCUGUAAUUGUUUUUUUCUGCAUUGGUGAACCUGAAGAAGGAGUUCAUAACAAUAAAAUAAUAAUAUUUAAAUUUUUUUUUUAAUAUUCAAAUUAUCCAGAAAACAAGAAUAAAAUAUU
This is a messenger RNA of Brassica rapa (field mustard), 1605 nucleotides long. RefSeq lists its product as uncharacterized. The record is from RefSeq and is a predicted model, not a curated record. Lineage: Eukaryota; Viridiplantae; Streptophyta; Magnoliopsida; Brassicales; Brassicaceae.